Messenger RNA from Selaginella moellendorffii, 1136 nucleotides. RefSeq lists its product as uncharacterized. Bases 75 to 1136 code for a protein of 353 amino acids. Lineage: Eukaryota; Viridiplantae; Streptophyta; Lycopodiopsida; Selaginellales; Selaginellaceae. The transcript has 3 exons. The record is from RefSeq and is a predicted model, not a curated record.
CGCUAGCUGGAUUGAAUCUCAAAAGCUUUGGCAAAGGAAUCAAGAACUACGUCUACGAAGGCCAGGUUUGCAACAUGGCCUCCCCGAUCCUCAUCACCCCGGACGUGGUUUCUUACAUUGGUUUUCCAAGCUUACAGUGCGCUUGCGAUGGUAUCCUUUGCCUUGUGGGUCGGAACAUCACUGGCACAGCUUCGAAUGAGGAUGGGAUUCUUCCUCUGAAACUAAAUGCCUCCGGGUGUGGCCAGGGCAAUUCGUUUUGCGAUUACGACUAUCCUUUGGAAGAGAAAAGAACCAGGUUGUACUCUUACAGCCCGAGACGGAACACAUCGAUACAACUCGACGUGAAUUUCAGCACAAACUUCGAGGAGGCAAUCCGUGGUCCCAACCAAAUACUCAAAGAUUUCGUUUCUUGCACCGAGGACACGAUCCAGAAGAAGGAUCCGAGCGAUGGCACACUAGACUCAGAUCUGCAGGAGUGCUGGAAAAGUCCAAUUGUUGCCGUGGGCCCUGUCAUUGAGAUCCCAUUAGAAAUUCGGGCAUCGCUGGAAGAUCUCAUGGACACCUUCGAUAACCAUGUUAACGACAACUACUUGUGUGGCAUGGACGAAGGCCAGUCAAAGCUGGCGGACAAGCUGUGCACAGUAAGCUUGCAGGAUCUAAAGAUGCAAAAUCUGCAGAACCACUUGAGGGAGUCUCUAACGGACGUACAUAGGUUCAUGAAGAAGGAAUGGGAGAGCACUUGGUCGCAGAGAUCAGACAUAAGUGUUAGGAUUGUCACAGCAGUGGUGACCAUCCUUGUGACAAUCUGGGGGAUGUUCAACAGGGAUUUGCAAAAGGUGGAGGCGCUGAUCUUGAAGCGCACAGGCAAUUUCACCAGAGUUGUGCAAGCGACAAUAGGACUUCCACUGUUUAAGACGGGAAUUCGGGGUUUUCUACUCUUGGGUGUGAUCGUGUGGAACAUGUUUAACGUGUUUGUCAGAUUGAAAGCUGUGGGAAGUCCGGCUUGCCACCUCAAAGACACUACUCCAGCAGCUCGACGAGAUCCUCUUUCCUGGGAUCUCGUUAUUGUAACUUUCGGUGUGUACGUUCGCAUGCGCUACGUGGAAAGAAAAGAAGAGGUAACUGUACCAGCUUAA